Messenger RNA from Pocillopora damicornis (cauliflower coral), 1750 nucleotides. RefSeq lists its product as uncharacterized. Lineage: Eukaryota; Metazoa; Cnidaria; Anthozoa; Scleractinia; Pocilloporidae. The record is from RefSeq and is a predicted model, not a curated record.
AUGGGAUUAGAGCUCAAAAAGGUACAAUUUUGUCAGGAAAACAAAUAGCUGUCGUUUUGGAAGAAGAAACAAACUUGUUUGAUUUAUAGUCACUCCGAAAAAUCAUCAUCCGUUUUCGAGGGUAAAAAAUCAGACGGAGGAUGAUUUCCAAACAGCAUCGGCGUGCUCUGUUGGAUGCAGAACCUGAGGCAGAAGCCACGAAAGAACCUUAUACGAAAAGCUUCGGAGAACCUCUUCCAGAGUGGCAUACAGCGAUACCGACCUGGGGUGUUGCUUGGAAAAUCUACCAAUACGGACUGGGUGCUGCAUUUGGAAUACUUAUGCUUCUUACCUCAGCCCUUAUUCUGCGAGCUCUGUCGUCAAACAGAGCUAGGAGACCCAAAAAGGCUAACUUGAUCGUGUUAGUCUUGCUUUUCAUGUUUGGUUUGUUGCGCUGUUUGUACCUGUGCAUCGAUGCAUACAGUACAAAACACAUUUUGCCCAAAGCAGUCGCAAACUUCGUGUGGACUUUAGGCAACCCUUGCAUAAUCACGGCUUACACACUGAUAUUUUUGGUUUUGAAGAAUAUAUUUGUGCUAAGGGAACGAUUCAUGGUGUGGUACACUGCAAAAAACAUUUUAUUUAUCGCAGUUCCUUAUUUUUCUCUUCAGCUAGUUGCUGAAGUAACUCUUUUCUAUGUACCGAAUAUCGACGUACUAACUUUUAUCUGUCAACUGGUUUACGUGCUUUUCAGCUUAUCGCUGUCCUUCUUUUACUCCUUCAUCGCAUACCUUCUUUGGAAAAAUUUCAGAGUGGAAAAUUCUCAAGGAAGUGCGGAAAAAAGUCGACAACAUUUUGCGCGGACCGUUUCGAAAAGUAGUCCGCGCGGCAGACAAACUCGAUCCAUUAUCAAAACUUGCGUCGCAGCCGUUCUUGGAGGCGUUAUACUUUGCGCGCUUCAAAUUUAUUCGAUGAGUGGAGUUUACGGGGUUUUCUCGGACGCCAUUUAUGUUGAGGCCUGGCCUUGGUUGAUCUUCAAUUUUUCCAUGAGAGUUUUAGAGUUAUUUCUCUCUUUCGUGUUAUUCAGUGCCGCUUCCAAACAAGGAACACGGCGUCGACAGUGCCAAUCAUUUCCCGUAAGCUCGGCGGGUUCAUUCCAAGGGCGUGCACGACAAAGAAAUUGUGUGAUUUCCCUCUCACCUAACGCGAUUGGCAGUGCAGGUUUAAGUACGAAAGGCACUGCUAUAUUGUAAAAUAUUUUCAAAAUGAGAAGCAGCUCACUGGAAGAUUAUUUCUUAGGGUCUCAAUGGGGUUAACUGUCAGACUUAAAACGGCCUAAAAAUUUAGCUGUUAGGCGUAAAAAUGGAAACACUGUAACUGUUGGUCGUAAAAAGAUUAGGUAAAAACAUUUUUCUAUUUAUAAUGAAAGUUGAAUUCUGAAAGUGUCAAAAUCUUAGCCUGUCAUGUGUCUUGUCUUGUGGCUAAUGUUGUUAUGACAGUUAUACAAUUUAUUUUGGUAUCGAAGACAUUUGAAAAUGAACAUCUGAAAAUUGAUUGCCAACCUUUUAAAAUGAUCGAAAUUCAUUUUGAAAUUCCUGUUAAUCGUAACAGAAAGAUAUCAAGAGUGAACACCAUCACCCCAUUGAGACCCUCAAGAAAAUUAAGCAUAUUAACACAAAUGAAAACUGAGAAGCACAUAUUGUUUUCCAUCCUGUCCAAAUCACUCUUUACGCGAGCUGAAUACUAACACCUGCCUCCUUAUACUUAAUUA